Acipenser ruthenus (sterlet) is the source of this 3194-nucleotide messenger RNA. RefSeq names its product dnaJ homolog subfamily C member 10-like. The record is from RefSeq and is a predicted model, not a curated record. Lineage: Eukaryota; Metazoa; Chordata; Actinopteri; Acipenseriformes; Acipenseridae. The transcript has 23 exons. Bases 325 to 2721 code for a protein of 798 amino acids.
UACUGCAACAGGGUUUGUGAUCAACGUGGCGCUCACAAAACGUACUGACGUCAUAUCAAUAUCUUUUUCAGUCAGUGAUUCCGAGUAAAAAGUGGUAGUAUCACAACGGCAUUGGAACAGGAAUCAGGAUCCGCAUCCGGUUAGAUCGCAGACAGCAGGAAACCAGUUCAUCUGAAAAGCUUGAAAGCACAUCCUAACAAAUCAUUGACAAUGAGGAACUUGUAUGCUGUUUGCCAAUAAAAAAUAAAAAAAUAAAAAAAACAAAAAACAUUUGAACUACCUACACCCUGAAGACUGCUUGAAUUAAGCUCACAGAACUGCACAAUGGAAAGCACUCUGUUUAAUGCACAUUUCCGUAGCUCCAACCAGAGACAUUUAAACAUGAAAGUUAUAUAUCUAUUUGUUGUGAUUUGUUUAACUGUUGUCGUUUACACUGAUGAAGAUUAUUAUAAACGUCUUGGAGUGUCAAGAGAAGCAAGUACGAGAGAAAUAAGGCAGGCCUUCAAAAAGCUUGCCCUGAAGAUGCAUCCUGAUAAAAACCCAAAUGAUGAAGAGGCACAUGACAGGUUUUUGAAAAUAAACAGAGCUUAUGAAGUUUUAAAAGAUGAAGAUCUCAGAAAGAAAUAUGACAAAUAUGGAGAGAAGGGGCUUGAGGACAACCAUGAAGGAGGAAGAUAUGAAAGCUGGAAUUUCUACCGUUAUGAUUUUGGCAUCUAUGACGAUGAUCAUGAGAUCAUUACCUUGGACAGAGGAGACUUUGAUGCAGCUGUUAACUCUGGUGAACUGUGGUUUGUGAAUUUCUACUUCCCUCGAUGUUCGCACUGCCAUGAUCUAGCACCAACGUGGAGAGAAUUUGCUAAAGAAAUGGAUGGAGUGAUCCGGAUCGGGGCUGUAAACUGCGGUGACAACAGAAUGCUCUGUCGAUCGAAUGGAAUAAACAGCUAUCCCAGCCUGUACAUUUAUAAGGCAGGAAUGAAUCCAGAGAAGUAUUUUGGAGACAGAACAAAGAAAAGUCUUCAGGAUUUUGCUAUGCAGUUUGUGAAAAGCAAAGUAACAGAGCUGUGGGCAGGCAAUUUUGUGGAGGCUGUCGAAAAAGCUUUUAGUUCAAGAACUGGAUGGCUAAUAACGUUUUGUGCAGAAUCAGGAGACUGCCUGGGAUCAGAAACUCGUCUCAAAUUAGCUGGGAUGCUGGAAGGCCUGGUUAAUGUGGGGUGGAUGGACUGUUCCAUGCAAGCCCAGCUUUGUGACAGUUUUGAUGUCACAUCUAGUACUACAGCUUAUUUCCCACCCGGAGCUACCCUUAAAGACGGUGUGCUGUUUCUUAAUACCCUUGAUAGAAUGGAGAUUUACACUGAAGUUAUGCAACAUUUACCUGAUUUGGAAGAGCUUACAAGAGAAACAUUUAAGGAGAAACUGGCCCAUCAUCGCUGGCUUCUGCGUUUUACUUUUGGUGAGAAGGAGUCAGGCACACAUGAAUACAAAAAGCUUAACGCGCUUUUAAAAAAAGACAAUAUACAGGUUGGAAGGAUUGACUGCCAGUCAGAAUCAGAUUUGUGUAAUUCUUUAUACAUCCACCAUCCAAGCAUAGCAGUCUUUAAGGGCACCGGCAUAAAUCAUUUUGAGAUCCACCAUGGGAAGAACAUUUUGUAUAAUAUUGUUGCCUUUGCAAAAGAUAGUGCUAGUGCCCAUGUUACAACACUUGGACCAGAAACCUUCCCAAACAAAGAGAAAGAGCCUUGGCUUGUGGACUUCUUUGCACCAUGGUGUCCUCCUUGCCGUGCUCUGCUCCCAGAGUUAAGGAAAGCUUCGAAACAUCUCUUUGGUAAAUUGAAGUUUGGCACGCUUGAUUGCACUAUCCAUACAGAGCUUUGCAGUAUGUACAACAUCCAGGCCUAUCCAACAACAGUUAUAUUCAACCAGUCAAGCAUUCAUGAGUACGAAGGCCACCACUCUGCUGAUGGGAUUUUGGAGUUCAUUGAGGAUCUUGUGAAUCCCUCAGUAGUAACAUUUAACCCCGAAACAUUUGAUGAAUUAGUAAAAAACAGAAAACUUGGUGAGAGCUGGUUGGUGGAUUUCUAUGCCCCGUGGUGUGGUCCAUGCCAGGCACUGUUGCCCGAAUGGAAGAGAAUGGCCAGGCUUCUGAGUGGAAUUAUCAACGUUGGAAGUGUUGACUGUCAGAAGUAUCAAUCCCUCUGUCAACGAGAAAGUGUUCGUGCCUAUCCUGAAAUACGCUUCUACUUGCCAAAAUCUAAAAAUGGGGAUGACUAUCAUAGCUACAAUGGGUGGCACAGAGAUGCACAUUCACUAAAAGCUUGGGCAUUAGGAACUCUUCCUCGUGCUUCAGUUGAUUUAACACCUGCAGAUUUUAAUAAGAAAGUACUGAAUGGAGACGACCACUGGGUUAUUGAUUUCUAUGCACCUUGGUGUGGGCCGUGCCAGAAUUUUGCCCCAGAGUUUGAACUUCUAGCCAGGUCUGUUAAAGGACGUGUAAAAGCUGGUAAAGUGGAUUGUCAAGCUUAUCCACAAACAUGCCAGGGAGCUGGAAUAAAGGCUUAUCCUACUGUCAAAAUGUACCCCCACCUUGGGGAAAAGAAGACAAGUGCAGAGGGAGAAUAUAUAAACAGUCGAGAAGCCACAGUGAUAGCUAACCUUCUGAAUAUGCGGUUAAAACAGAUAUCCCCUCAGUUACAGGACCAAUCCAAACUCAAGGAUGAGCUCUAACAGAUUGGGACAACUGCCACAAAAUUCCUUUAAACGUUUGAGAGAUGCACCACCCAAAAUGUAGUAACAAAAAGAUUUUCAGGACGAAGCAAAUCUUGGAUUUAAAAAAAAAAAAAAAUGUUAUAUUGACAUGAUGUGUAUAUGUGGGAUAGUCUUUGCUUUCUACUUUGGAAAGGUGUUUUUCAUUUAUUACUGUGCUGUUACUUGUGGCUGUCAAAGGUUAGUUUAUUUAAAUUGAAUUUUGUUAACAUCAAGAUAAAAAUAAUCUGAUUGAGGCAUGUAAUUCAUUCUUGAACUGCACCAAAGGAUUGAAUUAGAGGUUAAUGUUUUUGACAGGUGGUGGAAUAAUUCUACUAAUAUACACGCAUACAAUGGCCUCUUUAGGUAAUUUGAGCAACUGUAUUUUAAAAUAAGCAAAACCUGAUGGCAGCAAAGUAUUGAACAUUGUUUGGCAAUAAAAAAUGAUCUUGUAA